AGGAGGGAAGGCUGACGUCAGCAAAAGGAGCCCAGAGAGAGAGAGAGAGAGAGGGGAAAGAAAGGCGAGCGGUGUGACAAAGCAAACACAAGACUGCUAUAAGGAUGGUGCGAAUUUUGGCCAAUGGAGAUAUUGUGCAAGAUGAUGACCCCCGAGUGCGUCAGACCACUCAGGUAAGGGAGAACUCACCUCGACUUGUGAGGAAUGGUGGCUUUUUCAACGCAACCUCAAACACUGGUCCUAACCCACCACAGCAACAGCAGCAGCAGCAGCAGCAGCGCCAGAAUGCAAGGCCCAGGGAGCGUUCGCCCUUUUCAGACAUCAACCAGCAGCUGGUGAACAUGGGUUUCCCCACUUGGCACCUUGGCAACCAGGUGGUGGAGCCCGUGAUGUCCAUUUUGCUCCUCUUCCUGCUUAUGAUGGUGGGCGUGCGUGGCUUGCUCUUGGUGGGCCUCAUUUACGUCAUCUCCCACCUAAGCCAGCGAUGACACGAACUCCCGCACAGACUACCAGUUGCCCGAGGGACUCCGAGCCAAAUAGUUUUGCCCAGCGUACGGCCCCGUGGGUUAGAGAAGAGAGUAUGGAUGUCCACAUCUGGGCGUGUUUGAAACAAAUUCUCCUCGCUCAAGAACUUUUGUAAACGGUUGUUUCCAAGAGACAGAAGGAAGCAACUUUGGGAGUAUGAGCUCAUGAAGAUAAUAUAGCCUCUUCUUUUCUUUCUCUAGCUUGAAAUGAGCCGUUUUUUUUUUUCCAAUUCGGGGCCCAUGAUAUUCCGGUAGGAAUGAUAGCUUUUGUUUUUGCUGAGGGUACCACCUCACGGUUAUCGAGGGAACUUUAUUUAGGAUUUUCUGACAGGGAAAGCUCAACCUCUGAUAGAGAAACAUUUAAAAGGCAGGUU
Pseudonaja textilis is the source of this 898-nucleotide messenger RNA. RefSeq names its product family with sequence similarity 241 member B (gene FAM241B). Lineage: Eukaryota; Metazoa; Chordata; Lepidosauria; Squamata; Elapidae. The record is from RefSeq and is a predicted model, not a curated record. Gene Ontology annotation, cellular component: intracellular membrane-bounded organelle.